GCACUUCCGGGUCAAGCUUCCGCUCGGGCCCGAGCAAGCUGAGCUACCAGUCUGGUUGGUCUCCACACACAUCUUUUAAUCUUGAAGAUUUCAAAAUACGCCUGAAUCUCCCACUUUUUUGGAAAACUCCCAGUACCAAGCAAUAAAUUACCCACCGUGCUCUUGUUAUAGCAUAGAAGCUCCUGAGUUCUCCAGAUCUAAACAAGACUUCCUUCUGUUUUUCCAUGAAGCCACAUUGUUGCCUGUUCACUUUAGUGGUGAGUGUUACUGUUCCAGCUGCUUUUGUUUUGGAAGAUGUAGGCUUCACCCAAAUGGCCCCACUGGGAACAGAUCGUAGUUCCUUCAAUUCAUCAUUUCCUCCAAGCUUUGAGCUCUCAGGUUCCCACUCAGGGGACGAUGUCAUCAUAGCCAAAGAGGGAACUAGUGUUUCACUCGAGUGUCUUCUCACAGUCGACCACUAUGAAGAUGUCCAUUGGUACAACUCAAAAGGACAGCACCUGGAUGGCAGAGGCAGAGGUGGAAAAUGGUUGGUUUCUGAUAACUUCCUGAAUAUCACCAGUGUAGUCUUUGAUGACCGAGGGCUCUAUACAUGUUUCGUCAGCUCUCCAGUUCAUGCCUCCUACUCUGUCACCCUGCGUGUUAUCUUCACCUCAGGAGACAUGAGUGUCUACUACAUGAUUGUUUGCCUGAUUGCCUUUACAAUCACCCUCAUCUUGAAUGUCACACGGCUGUGCAUGAUGAGCAGCCAUCUUCGUAAGACUGAGAAGGCUAUCAAUGAAUUCUUCAGAACUGAAGGGGCUGAGAAACUUCAAAAGGCCUUUGAGAUUGCAAAGCGCAUCCCCAUCAUCACCUCAGCCAAGACUCUGGAGCUGGCCAAAGUCACACAAUUUAAGACCAUGGAGUUUGCUCGUUAUAUUGAAGAAUUGGCGAGAAGUGUCCCUCUUCCGCCCCUUAUUCUAAACUGUCGAGCCUUUGUUGAGGAGAUGUUUGAGGCUGUGCGAGUGGACGACCCUGAUGACAUGGGAGAAAGAAUUAAAGAGAGACCAGCCCUGAAUGGUCAAGGUGGCAUCUAUGUCAUUAACCCAGAGAUGGGCCGGAGUAAUUCACCGGGAGGAGAUUCGGAUGAUGGUUCUCUGAAUGAACAAGGCCAGGAGAUAGCAGUUCAGGUUUCUGUCCACCUUCAGUCAGAAACCAAAAGUAUUGAUACAGAUUCUCAAGACAGCAGUCAUUUUAGCCCACCUGAUGAUAUUGGAUCUGCCGAAUCAAACUCUUACUCCAAAGAUGGGACAUUGGAAAGCCGUCAGUUGUGAGCUAUGCCGGUACCUUAAAAAAAAAAAAAAAAAAAAAAAAGCUCUCACAAAAGGAACCUGUUUCAUGCAGGAAAUAACAUUUUUACCAAAAGAUAACUGGGGGUUUCCCCCUUGUUAAUAUUAAGCACAUCAGAAUGUGAAUUAUUGCCAAAAUCUUUGUAAAAAUUCAGUGUUUUUCAUACCUGAUAUUUCUCAGCUUGAUUAAAUGACACCUAUUAAGAUUUAAAGGAGUUUGAGAGGUAAGCAUAAUGGACAAAGUACCACACUUAGAGUUCCAUGGCUUCUCUUCUGGUCGUGGUUCUUCCAAUGGUUAGGACUGACACCCUGAGGCCUCAGUUUUCCCACCAGUAAAAUGGGGGAUUUGCAUUAGAUGAUAUCUAAAGUCAUUUCUAGCCCUGUAACUUACCUGUCCCCUUUAAACCACCAGAAUCAUUAGCACAUCUUGAAGUAAACCCUUCCCUAGACUUUUAAGUCCCUUUUCAUGGAAAGGAUAAAGCUGAAACUUUAUUUUGUGAUUUAGAUUCCCAUACUAAUGCCAUAGUGCAUAGAGGUUUGGGUGUUUCUCAGAUGUUUUGCCAUGUGGAACGUGCAAUUAUAUGUGCUAGGUUGGGUCUCUUUGGUGUAGCCAAUGUCUGUAUUGUUAUACAGAUAUCAGGGAGCUAACUGCUCAUUAAUAAAAUACUUUCCGUGAGUAAAUUGGUCCUUUUGGGGGAUAGAUCAUGUCUUUUUAACUUACUGGAGUAUCAUUUAGUUCAUUGAGCUUGGCAGUGAUUUCCCAACUGAUCUCCAAAAGUGAGCAAUUUGUUCUUAAGGAAUAAUGUUGAAGACAUUAUUGAAGACACUGAAGGUGCUUCUAGAAUAAGAAACAAUGUCAAAUCAUCUCUCUCUGGCAAAUCAUGGAUUUUUGACAUUUCUGUUAAUAGAAUUUCUCAGGCUUUCCCUUUUUGAAAGUACUGGACUCUGUAAGAGGGUUCUGUGUUUGGGAUCCCGUUCCAGGGGGAAACUCAGAGCUGGGUUCGUCUUUAGAUUUCUAUCAACACUCUUGCCCUCCUUGGUUGUUAAUAUGGUGCUAAAGGCUGCAUGCCUCCUUAUCUGGUUUAUUUUGUUUAUAUUUUGUUGUUGAGGUUUUUAUUUUUGUGUACUUCAGAUAUAGAAUGCUGAGCUAGGGCUGCUUUUGUGGUCUUCCUUAGAAGCACUAACCUGAAAUAAGAUUAGAUAAUGGUGUGUGGUAUAUACGAAUAUAUUAAAUACAUAGGCACAGAGACAGGUACCAGUACGUAGAUACUUAUACACACAAAUGAUAUAGAGACAAAGAGGGAGAGAAAUUAUGGAUGAUGCCACCUGAUUCAGCUGUGUACAAUGAACACUUGAGACAGUAUUUCUUGCCUGGCUGAGGCCUGAUACAGAAUUGUAAAUACUCUUCAGAAUAAUUUCUUCAGCUACCAGAAGCUUGGUGUCAUACGAUUUUUAAGAACUUGGCAGUUGAUCUCCAUUUGGUGCUUCAUGUUUCUUCAUUUGGCUUCUGAUUAUUGAAGCAUUACUUGAACUAGAGGCUCCUGAGGGAAAUGUUCAGAAGGGGCUUUACCAGGAUUUUAAUUUAAGGUUUCAAAUGGAGAAAGGCAAGAAAAUGGAGCGCAUAACCAGAUAGAGCUCACACCUCCCUUUGUCCAGACUCACCACAAGUAAUACGUCUCUUCUGGAUCGCAUGAAUGAAUCGGUGUGCACUCUUAUCAGAUGGCUUUAUGGAUAAAGAGGAUAAUGCUGCCUUUUCUGUCUCUCAGGCUGUUUCCAUGGCAACCUCCAGAGCCAAACAAAAGCUACCCAUCAUUUAACCAAAGCUUGCCUCGGCUCAUGGACCUGCAUGGCUUUAAGGAAUAAUGUUUUCAUACAGUUGGCUAUGAGAGCAAGGGCUCUUGCUCUCUUCACCAUACCCUAGAUUAUAGAACACUUUUUCCCUUCCCAGGCUGUUUCUCUUGAAAAAUUAAAAAUGCUAAAAAUCCCUUGUCUGAGGUCCGUUUCCUGACCAUCCCUCAGAUCUUUAGGUAGUACCUCCAACCCGGUCCCAGUGUAGUGAGUUUAGGGUCAUUUCUUAGAAUAACGUAGCUUCUCACACUAGAGAAAAUGGAUUUAUCCCGCAUGUUCUCACGAUGGACAUGAGUGUUUGGAACCUUAAGGUAGACCUAUUUAACGGUCAGAGUCCUGAGAAAUGGGACUUUGGAACAAAUACAGUAAGUUUACACAAUACUGUAUAACUGUAGGCUACUCUAGUGUGUCACCUUUAGAAACAUAAUGGUGACUUAAUUUGGCAGCCCAAAUAGCUGGAUUACUUUGAAGAUUCCAGAUUAUGGUGCCAGUGAUUAAAGAAUUACAUAGUCAAAAUUUAAUUGGAGUUGGUGUUAUUUUCUAAAGCUAGUUUCCUAGAGGAAGAAAACCACACAUUAUUAUUUUCUGUAUCUAACCAAAUACUCUUCAUAUAUAAUUAAUAGUCUCAUGUUUUUGUAAAAUCCUUAACCUUUUGAACUUAAACUACAGUCAAACAGUCUUUUGACAAUAACUGUGGUGUAUUUAAUCUUUUAAAGUUUCACUGGAUUUUAUAGUUAGUAAAAAUGCCUUUACUCAGCAAAUGUGUUUAAGAAGUCCUGUCAUCUCAUUUAUAAAUUUUGUAUUGUGACCUAAUGAACCUUAUUGUCCUUAUGAAAUGAAAUGGUGGCUUUGUGAAAUAAAUUUACCAAAAAUAGAUGUAAACAUUUUAUAGAUUCCUUGCCAGCUGAAACCAGGAGAGGCAUCUUUUGAACUGAUACCCGACUUGAGUUUUAGGUAGUUUGAUAAGCCUAUCCUCAAAGUCGCAUCUGUUCUGAUAGUUAAAUUUUUGAUUCAGGACCAGUGAGCAUUUGUAGUUCUCCCAACUACCUUGAUAUAAAUACCUUAGGAGUUGCUGAUCUGAAACAGUUGUGAGAAGGUUCUUGGCUUCUUUGCCUCACUUAACAUGCAUUUUGAAGUCAAAGCACGCUGCUUUCUGUUUGGUCCACCAGCCUCAGUGAAGCCCUUGGUGCAUUCCUCUCCACACCCUGCACGUAGUUUCACCCUUGAUCAGACUCUGUCUCGCAGGUCCCAGAGUGCCCAGAGCACAGCCGGCCGUGGGUGCCAGCCUUGUCUCCGCACACCAGCACUUAGAACACAAGUAGACCCUAGCUCCUGAGUCACCAGUAAGAGAACACAAUCUUGUCUCAUCUACGCAGGGAAUUUGGAAAAUGCUCAGCUUUAUACAUAAACCCCUAGGUUCUCAACACAUUUCAUAAAAGUGAGUAUUAUUUGGUAUGAUUCAGAUGAUGUUUAAAUGGUCACCAUUUUAAUGAAUACUUACAUUAUGAUUUUGUCCUUUUUAAAAAAAAGUGAUGCUUGAAUAUAUUUAUUAAAUGUUCAAUUGACUAUA
Molecule: messenger RNA, 4743 nt
Organism: Callorhinus ursinus (northern fur seal)
Lineage: Eukaryota; Metazoa; Chordata; Mammalia; Carnivora; Otariidae
Gene: MFAP3
Product: microfibril associated protein 3
Source: RefSeq, a predicted model, not a curated record